Molecule: messenger RNA, 1899 nt
Organism: Talaromyces atroroseus
Lineage: Eukaryota; Fungi; Ascomycota; Eurotiomycetes; Eurotiales; Trichocomaceae
Exons: 2
Coding region: 1-1899 (632 amino acids)
Molecular function (GO): N,N-dimethylaniline monooxygenase activity; NADP binding; flavin adenine dinucleotide binding
Source: RefSeq, a predicted model, not a curated record
AUGGCUACCACCCUAACAGGACAGUCCACCACUGCCACAAUUCCAUCCAAAGACCGCAUUGAGCCGGGCUCUGUCAAUGUUUCCAUUGGCAAGUUUCCGCCAACGGCCUCUUCUGAUUUCUCAACGUCUGCAGGCGACAUUGCGGCCAAACUAGUUGCCGAGUUUAACGAAGCACUUAGUCAGAAAAAUGCCCAGGUCGUGUCGCAGCUGUUCUUACAGCAUGGCUACUGGCGUGAUCAUCUCGCACUCUCAUGGGACUUUCACACCUUGAUUGGGCGCGACAAGAUUGCCAGCUUCCUGGGCCAAGGGAUUCGUCUUUCCCAGAUCGAGCUGGAUUAUUCAUCCCCCGUGCGAGCGCCACAUUUUGGUCCCAUUGACGGCGGUCUGGGGGAGGUUAAGGGUGUUGAGUUCUUUGUGAAGUUCACAACUGAACUUGGUUCGGGGGUAGGCAUUGCUCGAGUCGCCGAGGAGUCAGCGGGACAAUGGAGAUUCUUUUUGUUGUCAACGACACUCUCUGAUUUAACUGGACAUGAGCGGCGUAUCCGUCACAAUCGACCAAUUGGUGUGCAACAUGGAGCUGACUCGCGUCAACACAAUUGGAAGGAGAUGCGUGAUGCGGAGAAGAAUUUCGAGGGCAAUGAGCCGCAAGUGGUUGUUAUUGGUGCCGGACAGGGAGGGCUGAGUGUUGCAGCGUGUUUGAAGAUGCUAGGUGUCGAAACCCUGGUUAUUGAUCGUGAGGAGCGCGUCGGGGAUAACUGGCGGAACAGAUAUCGUCAUCUCGUACUGCACGAUCCUCUAUGGAUGAAUCAUUUGCCCUACCUACCGUUUCCAUCAUCAUGGCCAGUUUUCAUACCGAAGGAUAAAAUGGGAGACUUUCUGGAGGCGUACGCUACGCUCCUGGAUCUUAAUGUUUGGACAAAAACGAGUCUGGUGUCCUCUUCGUGGGACGACGGCACCAAACAGUGGUCUGUCACCGUGGAGAGAAAGCAGCAUGACGGAACUAAAGAAACACGUACCUUCCGACCUCAUCAUGUCAUUCUCGCUACCGGGCAUUCAGGUAAGAAGUAUUUCCCUAGCAUAAACGGACUGGAUACCUUCCAGGGAGAUGUUUUGUGCCACAGCUCCGAGUUCAAGGGCGCGCGGCCAAACGCCCAAGGAAAGAAAGCCGUGGUGGUCGGCUGCUGCAAUUCCGGACACGAUAUUUCGCAAGAUUACUACGAGCAGGGUUACGACGUGACUAUGGUCCAGCGAAGCUCGACUCUGGUUGUUUCGUCCGAGACUCUGGUUGCUACUCUCAAGGAGCUCUAUGACGACGAUGGCCCAGCCACUGAAGAUGCCGACCUGUGCCUCCUGAGCCUGCCUUCGGAGAUUUUCAAGGCCGUCCAGAUUGGAGUAACGCGUAAAUUCACGCAUGUGGACAGAGAACUCUUGGAGGGUCUAGAUAGAGCGGGCUUCAAGAUUGACCAGGGGCCGGACGAUGGCGGAAUAUACAUCAAAUACUUCCAACGCGGCGGUGGCUAUUACAUCAACGUCGGCACGAGCAAGUUGAUUAUCGACAGAAAGAUCAGAAUCAAGCAAGGACAAGAAAUCACGCGGAUCCUGCCACACGGGAUUGAGUUUGCGGAUGGCUCGGUUCUGGAAGCAGACGAGAUUGUCUUUGCUACUGGGUACCAGAACAUGCACAGCGAGGCAAAAAGCAUCCUUGGCGAUGCCGUUACGGAUCGUAUUGGAAAUGUCUGGGGGUAUGAUGAGGAAGGGGAAUUGAGGUCUCUGUGCAGGCCCAGCGGUCACCCUGGGUUCUGGUACAUGGGCGGCAAUCUGUUGCUGUGUCGAUAUUUCUCAAAGCUCUUAGCUUUGCAGAUCAAGGCCAUUGAGGAGGGACUGAACACGAGAGACUAG